Molecule: messenger RNA, 3799 nt
Organism: Oncorhynchus kisutch (coho salmon)
Lineage: Eukaryota; Metazoa; Chordata; Actinopteri; Salmoniformes; Salmonidae
Product: oocyte zinc finger protein XlCOF6-like
Exons: 3
Coding region: 1048-2880 (610 amino acids)
Biological process (GO): regulation of transcription by RNA polymerase II
Molecular function (GO): RNA polymerase II cis-regulatory region sequence-specific DNA binding; DNA-binding transcription factor activity, RNA polymerase II-specific
Source: RefSeq, a predicted model, not a curated record
AUUAACAUUAAACUAAAAUAAAUCACUAUCUUAGAUUUGCCCACGCAAACUCUUUACAAGGUAAAGAAGAAAAUACAAUUUGUGAAUUCAUGCAGGAAUACGUUCUUUUGCUUCUGAAAAGAGACGACAACAACAGGUUAGUGAAGUGACGAUGCCAGAGAAGCCCGUGUUUGGAGGAUAUAUUGGCUCGGUUGUUAAGACAUUUAGUCACGUCUAAAAGUGCAGCCAGAAUAACAGCAAAGUAGCCGCAUUUGUUCAAGGUGUUUUCCAGUUACAUUUAUUUAGAUACGUCCCAUAACAAUGAGCUAAUGAGGCGCGAUUUCCCUGCAUAGAACAUGUGCUCCCUCGUCAGAACACUGUUGGGGUUUGUGAUAUAUGGCCAAUAUACCACAGCUAAGGGAUGUGUCCAGGCACUCCGCCUUGCACCUAAGAACAGCCCUUAGCCGUGGUAUAUUGGCCAUAUACCACACCCCCUCGUGCCUUAUUGCUGAAAUAAAGCAUACAACUUAAAUGGAUGCCCCCUCCCCCUUUGGACCAAUUAUAAUGACUGAAAUUGAUUAAAUGGAACCGAGUCAAACAUGUAGCUUCCAUAUGUUUGAUACUGUUCUGUUUAGCCCAUUCCAGCCAUUACGAUGCCCCGUUCUCCUAUAGCUCCUCCCACCAGCCUCCUUUGGUUUGUUUCUGUAGUAGAAGGACCUACAGAAGUUGAAAUGUAACUUCUCUAAUAUCUAACUUAAACUAUGAAUGUAUAGAUACAUUAUACACAAGAUAGCGUAUGUACAGUGGCAAGACAAAGUAUGUGAACCCUUUGGAAUUACCUGGAUUUCUGCAUAAAAUGACGAUCAAAUUGGAACUUCAUCUAAGCCACAACAAUAGACCAACAGUAAAUAUUUAAUGGCGUUGCGCAAUGUGAGCAUCUAGCGCAGCCAUGACUGUCUUGAGAAUGCAGCUCCGUAUUCUCGCGUUGUCAGCACAUAUCUCGUUCUGGUGAAAGAGGGCUACAACAACAAGACCUGUUAACAUUCAAAAUCAAGUGUCAAGCCUUCCAUGUCUGUACCCAAGUCCACAGAGUCCCCGGGUUCUGGCUGUGGUGUUCCAGCCCAAAGAAGCUCACAGCAGGGUCCAGAGAUGGUCUCAGUGAAGCUGGAGGACUGCAGUCAAACACUGGAACUUAAUGUGAUUGUCAAAGAGGAAUGGGAGGAGAGACGAAUUGAGGAGGAGAGAGAAGUAAAAGAGGUUGAUCAGAGAGCAGUCAAAGAGGAGGUGGAGGAGAGAGAAGUCAAAGAGGAGGUGGAGGAGAGAGAAGUCAAAGAGGAAGUAGAGAUGGCAGUCAAAGAAGAAGAGCAGGGGGAGCAAACAGUCAAAGAAGAAGAGCAUGAGAGAACAGUCAAAGAAGAAGAGCAUGAGAGAACAGUCAAAGAAGAAGAGCAGGGGGAGCAAACAGUCAAAGAAGAAGAGCAGGAGAGAGCAGCUAAAGAAGAAGAUGAGAACAGGAAUGUGUCUGCUCCAGAUCUAGAGGAAGAGGAGGCAGCAGUAGAUAGUAUCAGUGACCGAGGAGAGAGCUCCCAUCCAGGCUCAGACAGAGAUCCCAGUACCACAGCAUCAGGAAACCAUAAACGCAGGCAGAGGAACUCAAGACAGAAACAUCACAACAGCAUGGACUGCUUCACUGGUUUCUAUGAACCAGAGGAGUUGAAAAGGCACACUUGUAGGCCCCACCCCUGUUCAGAUUGCAGAGGCAGUUUUAUUUGUCCAGUUCACUUCAAAUCACACCAACAAACUCUCAAAAUAAAGAAGAUGUACCCGUGCGCUCAUUGUGAGAAGAGUUUUCAGACCCCAAGCAGCUUGAAGACUCACCAGCUUAAUCACAAGGGAAAUAAGUCGUACCACUGCUUUCAGUGUGGGAAGAGGUUCUGUCGUGUAGACACCUUAAAGGCUCACAAGAGAAUACACACAGGAGAGAAGCCUUUUCACUGUUCUCAGUGUGGGAAGAGCUUCAGUGAUAUAGGAAAUCGAAAUAAACACCAGAGAAUACACACAGGAGAGAAGACUUACCACUGCUCUGAGUGCGGGAAAAGUUUCAAUCAGUUAUCACAUUUAAAACCACACCAGCUAACUCACACAAGUGAGAAGCCUUUUCACUGCUCUCAGUGUGGGAAGCGUUUCAGUCUGUCAUCAUAUCUGAAGAAGCACCAGGUAAUGCACACAGAAGAGAAGCCAUACAGCUGUGAUCAUUGUGGGAAGAGUUUUAAAUUGGAAGGAAUCCUUAAGCGUCAUCAGAGAAUACACAGUGGAGAGAAGACUUACCACUGCUCAGAGUGUGGGAAGUGUUUCAGUGUGUCAUCAUAUCUGAAGAGACACCAGCUAACUCACACAGGAUUAAAGUCACACCACACAGGAAUAAAGUCACAACACUGUUCCCACUGUGGGAAGAGCUUCAGUAAGAAAGCUGACCUAAAGAAACAUCAGAGAACACACACAGGGGAGAAGCCUUUCCACUGCUCCCAAUGUGGGAAGAGCUUUAAUGAGAAAGGAAAUCUAAAGCAACACCAGAGAAGACACUCAGGAGAGAAGCCUUGCCACUGCUCCCAAUGUGGAAAAAGCUUCAGUUGGGUAAUAGACCUAAAGAAACAUCAGAAAGUACACAAAGAGGAGAAGCCUUUCCACUGCUCCCAAUGUGGGAAGAGCUUCAAUGAGAAAGGAAAUCUAAAGCAACACCAGAGAAGACACUCAGGAGAGAAACCGUAUAGCUGUGAUCAGUGUGGGAAUUGUUUUAAAUGGAAACAAAGCCUGAAGGAACAUCAGAAGGCAAAGCACAGUGCAGUGCCAGACCAUGGCCUUAUAAUUGUGUUACCAAGCUGGGCAUCUACAUCUAAUUAAAAUUUACAUUAACCAAGUUUCCAUCUAACCUUUUUGUGUGAGUAAACUUGGCUGUAAGCUUUUCAAAUGUCAACCAAACAAAAUAUGCUUGACAAGGUGGGGAUCUUUUUGUGUCUGUAAAAUGUAUUAUGCGAGAAAUGUUGGUGGAAAUGCUCUUAUGUGUUAAUAUUGAUAUAGUAAUCAUCAUAUCAGCAAUCAUCAUAUGGGGCGGCAGGUGGCCUAGUGGUUAGAGCGUUGGGCCAGUAACUGUUUUUUAUUUAGGUACAUUAAAACCUAGGCAAAAAAUCUACAUUUUGUUUUGCACUGAAUCUAUAUCUGCAACAACUGGUGGGAAAAUGUGCAUAUUAUCUUUAUGCUGAUUUUAGAAUAUUUGAUGAAAAUCUGUCGCCAAUUGGAUGGAAACCUAGCUAGUGUUGCACAUGUGUUAGGCUAAAUAGAUGUAAUAUUUGGCAUCUGUAUUCUAGUAUGUUGAAUUUUUGCAAAAGAGCAAGAUUUCUGACCACUUAAGACACCACUGAUCGAGUCGAGUCACAAGUCAUGAAAAUCGCGAAUUGAUUACGAGUCAAGUCUGAGUACUGGACUCAAGUACUACAACACUGACAGUCUGAGUACUGGACUCAAGUACUACAACACUGACAGUCUGAGUACUGGACUCAAGUACUACAACACUGACAGUCUGAGUACUGGACUCAAGUACUACAACACUGACAGCCACUCCUCUAUUGGGAAUGUCAUUUCUCUAGUGUUGGUCUGGUCCAGAAACUAACUUCAACUAGACCCCCAUUGUAGAUCUGAAGAAACUGAUAAACAUCUGGUAUUUUUCUUAUUAAAAACAAACCCAUUUGAUUUAUUUUAGCUAAAACCAAAUGUAAUUUUCUGCUCAUGUUUAAUUGUAUCCAAAUAAAAACCUAAAGUUCAA